Seminavis robusta is the source of this 906-nucleotide messenger RNA. The record is from the annotation of a GenBank genome assembly. NCBI's taxonomy places the organism in Eukaryota, Bacillariophyta, Bacillariophyceae, Naviculales, Naviculaceae.
AUGGACGACGAUGAAUUCAUUCCUCAUCACGAUUACUAUGCGAGGCCUCAGCAACAACGACAUCGACGACCAUUGGGGGUAGCGAGAGACUAUGGUCGCGCCAAAGGGACCGAUGCUUCCUCCUAUUUGAAUCGUCAAUAUUUCGGUAUUCUAAUGGCCCUUUUCGUUAUUUAUAUUUUUCAUCGAGUGGGUUUUGGAAGAGGGAUAUCGGAACGAGGUAUCAUGGAUUGUUUAUUGGAAGUUCAGGACUAUGCGUUGGCCUACGGACAAAUGGCUCUGGAGUUCUGUCGAAAGCUUCGAUGUUACCUCCUGGCUGGCGGCGAAGAUUGGUUCCUGCACGACAUGCCCAUAUCUCCCAAUGCCUCGGCAGCGCUUCACCCCAAUGGCCUCAGAGGCCGCAGGCGUAACAUGGCCGCUCCCGUUGCCAGUAGGAUCGCGUCCAGCCGAAUGCCCGAAUUGGAAGAAACAGACAUCAAUCCGCUUCAGCAACUUGAUCCCCUGCCGGCGGCAGCCAUCAACAACAAUAACAAGGAAAACACGGAUCCACUGGAACCAGCCUUUCUCAACGACGAAGAUUAUCCCCCAGGAUGGUUGGUAUUUGAUCCUGUACUGGGGGUCGUCAGCAAGGCAGAAGCCGACAACUAUAAGAGAAAGCAACAAAACGCUCAGAAAUCGCCCAAACAAAAACCAAGGCAGCUCAGAGUUUCUCAACAGCAGCAACAACAACAACCAGUAGCAAAUUCACCCACCGCUCGUCGGAAUACCAAACAAAAUAUGCAGCAGCAACCUUCCCAGCAAUUCAAGUCCAACUCUACCAAGACUCCUACCCGUCCCCUACGAACCAACAAUGUCAUGCCAUCUGCCUCUGCUAUGCACACGCCACAAACCAUUGCGGCAAAUGGGUAG